Calidris pugnax (ruff) is the source of this 3865-nucleotide messenger RNA. It is a transcript of the gene PLEKHM2, whose product is annotated as pleckstrin homology and RUN domain containing M2. The record is from RefSeq and is a predicted model, not a curated record. The coding region runs from base 8 to 2968 and encodes 986 amino acids. Gene Ontology annotation, cellular component: endosome membrane. Gene Ontology annotation, biological process: positive regulation of membrane tubulation; regulation of protein localization; lysosome localization. Gene Ontology annotation, molecular function: kinesin binding. The transcript is spliced from 19 exons. NCBI's taxonomy places the organism in Eukaryota, Metazoa, Chordata, Aves, Charadriiformes, Scolopacidae.
CGCCGCCAUGGAGCCGGCGGAGGUGAAGGACCGCAUCCUGGAGAACAUCUCCCUCUCCGUCAAGAAGCUGCAGAGCUACUUUGCCGCCUGUGAAGACGAGACGCCGGCCAUCAGAAACCAUGACAAGGUUCUGCAGCGCCUCUGUGAACAUCUGGACCACGCUCUGCUCUAUGGCCUGCAAGAUCUUUCCUCAGGCUACUGGGUGCUGGUGGUUCACUUCACCCGCCGGGAAGCCAUCAAGCAGAUAGAGGUGCUUCAACACGUGGCCACCAACUUGGGACGCAGCCGGGCAUGGCUGUACCUCGCCCUCAACGAAAACUCCUUGGAGAGUUACUUGAGGCUGUUCCAGGAGAACCUAAGCCUGUUGCACAAGUACUACGUCAAGAACGCCCUGGUUUGCAGUCAUGAUCAUCUGACCUUGUUCUUAACGCUGGUGUCCGGGCUGGAGUUCAUCCGCUUCGACUUGGAUCUGGACGCUCCUUACCUGGAUCUGGCCCCCUACAUGCCCGAUUACUACAAACCUCAGUACCUGCUAGACUUUGAGGACCGUCUGCCCAGCUCCCUGCACGGCUCGGACAGCCUGUCCCUCAACUCCUUCAACUCGGUCACCUCCACCAACCUGGAGUGGGACGACAGUGCCAUCGCUCCCUCCAGUGAAGAUGGAGACCUCACGGACACGCUCAGCUGCCCGCGCUCCACCGCCUCGGAGGCCAACGGCAGCAAGGCCUCGGUGAAGAGCCCCACUCAGCGCUACAACCCCUUCAACGAGGAGAAAGCCGACGUGCCGUCCUCCACCGAGACCACGCCGGUGCACGCAGCGUCCCAGGAGAAGGCAGAAGCCACCCCUGAAGGAACAGACCAGUCCGAGAGCUGCACGGAGCUGGAGGUCAUCAGGUUAGCCAAGAAGAAGAAAACAGGCAAGAAGAAGAAAGUGAAGCCCGAGGAGCCAGUGAACACUCCUGCACCCGUGGAGCCCCAGCAGGUCAGCGGGGACAGCGGCGUGAACGGGCUGAGCGACAGAGAGGACCUGCAGAAAGAUGAUGGUCCCGCUGCCCCGGCCGGUGAGCCGAGCCCGGGCAGGCAGGAGGAGGGUCAGGAGCGCUCUGCCCUCAGCCAGCUGGCUUUACACAUCCCCGAGAUGAAGGACACGUCCAUGGAGAGCCUGGGGCAGCCCCUCAGCAAGGUGAUGGACAGGCUCAACGGGCAACUGGACCCCGGAGGCUGGAAUGCCCCUCACGAGCCCCCCGGGCAGUCCUUUCGGACUGGCACGCCAGGGGAGACACCAGAUGGAUCGUCCUCUGGCGACUUUAGUGAGGGGAUUUCAGCCCCCAUGGACUUCUACCGCUUUACCGUCGAGAGUCCAAACGCUGCUGCACCAGGUGGUGGCCACCAUGACUCUCCAGGGCCUGGCCAACCGCCACAUGUUUCUGGUAGCUCUGAGGCUCCUGAAGAAGAAGAAAGCAGAGAGGGAGAGACAGUUGGAGCAGUAGAGGAGGCUGGAGGGGCAAGUGAUGAGCCCCAAACUGGCCAGACAGAAAUGGCCAACCCCCAGGCUCUCCAAGAGCCCAAGAAGGAGCAGCCCAGCCCUUCCCCAAGCAGCGCUGAGGACUCUGGUGUGGAGGAAGGUCAGGGCAGCCCUUCAGAGCUGACCCAUCCCUCCGAAUUCAGGGUGGAUAACAACCAUCUCCUCCUGCUGAUGAUCCAUGUCUUUCGGGAGAACGAGGAGCAGUUGUUCAGGAUGAUCCGAAUGAGCACCGGGCACAUGGAGGGGAACCUGCAGCUCAUCUACGUCCUGCUGACGGAUUGCUACGUGUAUCUGAUCCGAAAAGGGGCAGCGGAGAAGCCGUACAUGGUGGAGGAGGCCGUUUCCUAUAACGAGCUGGAUUACAUCUCGGUUGGGCUGGAUCAGCAGACGGUGACGCUGGUGUGCACCAACCGGAGGAAGCAGUUCCUGCUGGACACGGCGGACGUGGCUCUCACUGAGUUCUUCCUGGUCUCCUUGAAGUCAGCCAUGAUCAAAGGGUGCCGGGAGCCCCCGUAUCCCAGUAUCCUCACGGAUGCCACCAUGGAGAAACUGGCGCUUGCAAAGUUCGUGGCCCAGGAGUCCAAGUGUGAGGCCUGCGACGUGGUUGUGCGUUUCUACGGCCUCGUUCACUGGGAAGACCCCAUGGACGAGGCGCUGGGACCCACCAACAGUAGCUACAGCUCCACCGAGAACGCAGUCACCAAGGACGGCGUCCUGCACUACAAGGCGGGGACCUCCUACCUGGGCAAGGAGCAGUGGAAGACCUGCUUUGUGGUGCUCAGCAACGGGAUCUUGUACCAGUACCCGGACCGCACGGACGUCACCCCUCUGCUCUCCAUCAACAUGGGCGGCGAGCAGUGCGGGGGAUGCCGACGCUCCAACACCACCGACCGGCCCCACUCCUUCCAGGUGAUCCUGACGGACCGGCCCUCCCUGGAGCUCAGCGCCGAGAACGAGGAGGACAUGGCAGACUGGAUGCAGUACUUCUGCCAGGCUGUCUCCAAAGGGGUGAUCCCCCAAGGGGUUGCCCCUACCCCCUGUGUCCCCUGCUGCCUGGUGCUGACGGAUGAGAAGGCUUUCACCUGCCACGAGGACUGUCAGACCAGCUUCUUCCGCUCGCUGGGCACCGCGGAGCUGACGGACAUCACCGCCGUCUCCACGGAGGCCGGCAAGGAGUACUGUAUCCUGGAGUUUGCUCAGGACAGCAAGCAGUUCCUGCCCCCCUGGGUCCUCUAUUUUAGUUGCACUACAGAACUGGAGAGGUUCCUCUCGGCGCUGAACGCUGCAUGGAGGAACAUCUACCAGGUCGACCUCCUGCACAAGGCCAUCCUGGACGCCGCCGUCAAGAAGAAGUGCGAGGACGCUCAGAGCCUCAUCGACAGCGCCUGGCAGCGCAGCGACAGCCUCUGCCGCGGGCGAGCGGAGCGGGACCCCUGGUGUUAACCCCGGCGGGGGGCACGGACGGCUCAGGGCCUGGGGGGGCCAUUUUUUGGAGAGCGGGACCGGCACCCAGCUGCCCCGCAGCCAACCGGACCCCCCCUCGCCCCCCAAAAACCCUCCCGCCAUCGCUGGCUCCCCACCAGGAACGUGCCUGCAGGGGUGGCCCCCCUCCCCACCGCGCUUUCCACCCAAGUGGGGGACACCCAGCACAUUUUUGGGGAGAAACCAGACGUUUCCCUGCGCUGGAGGCGAGGCCCAGCUCUGCCCGGGGGGAGCCUGCGCCCUCCUCCACUGCCACGGGGCAAAAUAAUUUGCCUUUUACGGAAUAAUAUCGUGAGGGAGAGGGUGGGAGCGGGGUGGGCUGGGGGUGAGUGUCCCCCCCGUGGUGGCCCAGAGCUGGACUGAGGUUCAUGGGUGGAGGUGACGAGAGGGGGACACUGAAUGGCGCCCGUGCAUGUUUUCUCCUCGCUAAUUACAAUCACCGAGCGCGGCACCGCUUCGCCUCCUCCUCCUCCUCCUCCUGGCGUCUCCAGGAGAUCGGCCAUCACAAAACCCACCCUCCAGCCUGUCAGUGAGAACUUCCAGGUGCAGGAAGAAGGAACCAGGGCCAAAAAAAGAAAAAAAUCUGGCCUUAAAUAUCCCAGCAGGGUUUUAGGAGACCUCUGAAGCUCCGAAGAAGUUUGGACACUUGGCCCCGUGUGGCCCCGGGGGUGGAGGAGAUGGAGUCCCACCUUCUCCAGGUGUCUCAAGGGACGUUGUUGUCACACGGCUGCCACCACCCAACCUGUCCCCCUUUCGGCUCGCGAGGACCCGUCACCGCUUGCCCUCUACAGCGAGCCCUCCGGGGCACAACCCCAGCUUUUAAAUAAUAAUAAUAAUAAUAAUAAUUAAUAAUAAUCC